This is a messenger RNA of Perognathus longimembris pacificus (Pacific pocket mouse), 7598 nucleotides long. RefSeq names its product tenascin C (gene Tnc). Bases 353 to 6964 code for a protein of 2203 amino acids. NCBI's taxonomy places the organism in Eukaryota, Metazoa, Chordata, Mammalia, Rodentia, Heteromyidae. The transcript has 28 exons. The record is from RefSeq and is a predicted model, not a curated record. Gene Ontology annotation, molecular function: protein binding.
GCAGGCUAUAUAAGCCAGCCCAAGCUGGCUGCGCGGGCCACGGACCUGCACACGGUCGCCCGCCUCUCCCGACGCAGGCACAAGCUCCCCUCUGCACAGACUGUCGCUGCUCUAGUGGGGGGAACCCCGGGGGAUCGUGCAUGUGGGACCCCGCUGCUGCUCAAGCCCAGGUACUUUUUCCCAUGGAGCCGGUGCACCCACGGACCUAGAGCCGCUCAACCCAGAAAAUUGUUCUCUCAAGAAGACUGAGGACAACUGGUUUCUAUUCCAUUCAGGACUUAGAAAUCCCACAAUCUGCUUUGAGUAAGACAUCCUAGAACCACAGAGACACCUAGCCAAUCCCAUUGCCACCAUGGUGGGAUUCAUGACUCGGCUACUGCCGGGCAUUUUGCUAGCGUUGCUUGCCCUCCCUUCUGAAGGUGGGGUCCUGAAGAAAAUCAUCCGACACAAGCGACAGAGUGGGGUGAAUGUCACUUUGCCAGAGGAGAAUCAGCCAGUUGUAUUUAAUCAUGUCUAUAACAUCAAGCUGCCGAUGGGGUCACAGUGUUCUGUAGAUCUGGAAUCAACCAGUGGGGAAAAAGACCUGGUGACCCCUACAGAGUCCAGUGGAAGCUUCCAAGAACACACCAUGGAUGGAGAGAAUCAAAUCGUGUUCACACAUCGAAUCAACAUUCCCCGACGGGCCUGCGGCUGUGCUGCUGCUCCGGAUGUGAAGGAUCUGCUGAGCCGACUAGAGGAGCUGGAGGCCCUGGUGUCCUCCCUGAGAGAGCAGUGCACCAUGGGAGCAGGCUGCUGUCUCCAACCUGCUGAAGGCCGCCUGGACUCCAGACCCCUGUGCAGUGGCCGGGGCAACUUCAGCACAGAAGGCUGCGGCUGCGUCUGCGAGCCGGGUUGGAAAGGCCCCAACUGCUCGGAAGCGGAAUGUCCAGGCAACUGUCACCUCCGAGGCCAGUGCCUCGAUGGGCAGUGUGUGUGCGACGAGGGCUUCGCCGGGGAGGACUGCAGCCAGCUGGCCUGUCCCGCCGACUGCAACGACCAGGGCAGGUGCGUGAAUGGCACGUGCGUCUGCUUCGAGGGCUACACGGGGACCGACUGCAGCCAGGAGGUGUGCCCGGUGCCCUGCAGUGAGGAGCACGGGACCUGCGUGGACGGCCGAUGCGUGUGCCGGGACGGCUUCGCGGGUGACGACUGCAACGAGCCCCUGUGUCUCCACAACUGCUACAACCGCGGGCGGUGCGUGGAGAACGAGUGCGUGUGCGACGAGGGCUUCACGGGCGACGACUGCAGCGAGCUCAUCUGCCCCAACGACUGCUUCGACCGCGGCCGCUGCCUCAACGGCACCUGCUUCUGCGAGGAGGGCUUCACCGGUGAGGACUGCGGGCUGCUCGCCUGUCCCCACGACUGCCAGGGCCGGGGCCGGUGCGAGGAGGGCCAGUGCGUGUGCGACGAGGGCUUCGCCGGCCCCGACUGCGGCGAGAAGCGGUGCCCGGCCGACUGUCACCACCGCGGCCUCUGCCUGGGCGGGCGGUGCGUGUGCGACGCCGGCUUCGCGGGGCCCGACUGCGGGGACCUGCAGUGUCCCGGCGGCUGCAGCGGGCACGGCCGCUGCGUCAAUGGCCAGUGCGUGUGCGACGAGGGCUACACCGGGGAGGACUGCGGCCAGAGGCGGUGUCCCAACGACUGUCACCGCCGAGGGCGCUGCGUGCAGGGCGCGUGCGUGUGCGAGCACGGCUACAAGGGCUUCGACUGCGGAGACAUGAGCUGCCCCAACGACUGCCACCAGCACGGCCGCUGCGUGAACGGCAUGUGCGUCUGCGAGGACGGCUACACCGGGGAGGACUGCCGGGACCGCCGGUGCCCCCGGGACUGCAGCCACCGAGGCCGCUGCGUGGACGGCCGCUGCGUGUGCGAGCACGGCUUCGCGGGGCCCGACUGCGCGCAGCUCUCCUGCCCCAACGAUUGCCACGGCCGGGGCCGCUGCGUGAACGGCCGGUGCGUCUGCCACGAGGGCUUCCUGGGCGAGGACUGCGGGGAGCGGCGGUGUCCCGGGGACUGCCACGGCCAGGGCCGCUGCGUGGACGGCCAGUGCGUCUGCCACCAGGGCUUCACGGGCCUCGACUGCGGGCAGCGCUCCUGUCCCAACGACUGCAGCAACCUGGGACAGUGUGUCUCCGGCCGCUGCAUCUGCAACGAGGGCUACACGGGGGAAGACUGCUCGCAGGUGUCCCCUCCCAAAGACCUUAUAGUGACGGAAGUGACUGAAGAAACUGUAAACUUGGCGUGGGACAAUGAGAUGCGGGUCACUGAAUACCUCAUCAUGUACACGCCCACCCACGCUGAUGGCCUGGAAAUGCAGUUCCGUGUGCCUGGGGACCAGACAUCGACCACCAUCCGGGAGCUGGAGCCCGGUGUAGAGUACUUCAUCCGCGUGUUUGCCAUCCUGGAGAACAAGAGGAGCAUCCCCGUCAGUGCCAGGGUGGCCACUUACCUGCCUGCACCUGAAGGCCUGAAAUUCAAGUCCAUCAAGGAGACAUCAGUGGAAGUCGAGUGGGAUCCUCUAGACAUCGCUUUUGAAACAUGGGAGAUCAUCUUCCGGAAUAUGAAUAAAGAAGAUGAGGGAGAGAUCACCAAAAGUCUGAGAAGGCCAGAGACUUCUUACCGGCAAACUGGUCUUGCCCCUGGGCAAGAGUAUGAGAUAUCUUUGCACAUUGUGAAGAAUAACACCAGGGGUCCUGGACUGAAGAGGGUGACAACAACCCGCCUGGAUGCUCCCAGCCAGCUUGAGGUGAAAGAUGUCACAGAUACCACAGCUCUAGUCACUUGGUUCAAGCCCCUGGCUGAGAUCGAUGGCAUCGAGCUCUCCUAUGGCAUCAAAGAUGUGCCGGGUGACCGCACUACCAUUGACCUUACACAUGAUGAGAACCAGUACUCCAUCGGAAACCUAAAGCCUGACACCGAGUAUGAGGUGUCCCUUGUCUCCCGCAGGGUGGACAUGUCCAGCAACCCAGCCAAAGAGACCUUCACAACAGGCCUGGAUGCUCCCAGAAAUCUCCGGCGUGUCUCCCAGACAGACAACAGCAUCACCUUGGAAUGGAGGAAUGUCAAGGCAGGCAUUGACAAUUACAGAAUUAAGUAUGCACCCAUCUCUGGAGGUGACCAUGCAGAGGUCGAUGUCCCAAAGAGUCAAGCAGCCACAACCAAAACCACACUCACAGGUCUGAGGCCAGGAACUGAAUAUGGGAUUGGAGUUUCUGCUGUGAAGGAGGACAAGGAGAGUGAUCCAGCCACCAUCAAUGCGGCCACAGAAAUGGAUGCGCCCAAGGACCUCCAGGUUUCUGAAACAACAGAGAACAGCUUGGCCCUGCUCUGGAGGGCACCACUGGCCAAGUUUGAGCGUUACCGCCUCAACUACAGCCUAUCUACAGGCCAGUCAGGAGAGGCCCAGCUACCGAGGGACACCACAUCCUAUGUCCUAACAGGGCUGGAACCAGGACAGGAAUACACCAUCCUCCUCACAGCCGAGAAGGGCAGGCACAAGAGCAAGCCAGCACACGUGAAGGCAUCCACUGAACAAAUCCCUGAACUGGAAAAUCUCACCGUGACUGGGGUUGGCUGGGACGGCCUCACACUCAACUGGACCACAGCUGACCAGACCUAUGAGCACUUUGUCAUUCAGGUGCAGGAGGCCAACAAAGUGGAGGCCACUCAGAACCUCACGGUGGCCGGCAGCCUCCGGGCUGUGGACCUUCCAGGCCUCAAGGCUUCCACUCCUUAUAGAGUGUCCAUCUAUGGGGUGUUCCGGGGCCAUAAGACACCCGUGCUCUCUGUCGAGGCUUCCACAGGGGAAACCCCCACGUUGGGAGAGGUCAUGGUGGCCAAGGUGGGCUGGGAUGCCCUAACACUCAACUGGACAGCUUCAGAAGGGAUCUAUGAGCACUUUUUCAUUCAGGUGCAAGAGGCUGAUGUACUAGAGGCAGCCCAGAACCUCACAGUUCCCGGAGGACUGAGGUCCACGGACCUGCCUGGGCUCAAAGCUACCACUCGCUAUAGAGUCACCAUCCGUGGGGUCACUCAGGACUUCAGCACAGCCCCUCUCUCUGUUGAGGUCUUGACAGAGGAGGUACCAGGUCUGGGAAACCUCACAGUGACCGAGAUGGGCUGGAAUGCCCUCAGACUGGACUGGACCACACCAGAGGAGACCUAUGACCAGUUUAUUGUUCAGGUCCGGGAGGCUGACCAGGUGGAGGAGGCUCACAAUCUCACGGUUCCUGGUAGCCUGCGCUCAGUGGAAAUCCCAGGCCUCAGGGCUGGUAUUCCCUACACAAUCAUUCUGCAUGGAGUGAUCAGGGGCCACAGCACUCAACCUCUUUCCAUGGAGGUCAUCACAGAGGAUCUCCCCCAGCUGGGGGACUUAGCUGUGACUAAGGUUGGCUGGGAUGGCCUCACACUCAACUGGACCACAGCUGACCAGACCUAUGAGCACUUUGUCAUUCAGGUACAGGAAGCCAACAAGGUGGAGGCCACUCAGAACCUCACAGUGGCCGGCAGCCUCCGAGCUGUGGACAUCCCUGGCCUCAAGGCCUCCACUCCUUAUAGAGUGUCUAUCUAUGGGGUGAUCCAGGGCCAUAGGACAUCAGUGCUCUCUACUGAGGCCUCCACAGCCAAAGAACCUGAAAUUGGAAACUUAAAUGUUUCCGACAUAACUCCUGAGAGUUUCAAUCUGUCCUGGACAGCUACUGAUGAAAUCUUCGAGACUUUUACCAUUGAAAUUAUUGAUUCCAAUAGGUUGCUGCAGAUGGUGGAAUAUAAUAUAUCUGGUGCUGAACGAGCUGCUCACAUCUCAGGGCUCCCUCCUAGUACUGAUUUCAUUAUCUACCUCUCUGGGCUUGCUCACAGCCUCCGGACCAAAACCAUCAGUGUCACGGCUACCACAGAGCCAGAGCCACAAUUGGGCACACUAGUGCUUAGCAAUAUUACUCCUGACAGCUUCAACGUGUCAUGGACCGCUCAAGCUGGGCUCUUUGCAAAGAUUGUUAUCAAUGUGAGCGAUGUUCAUUCGCUGCACGAGUCCCAGCAGUUCACAGUGCCAGGAGACACCCAGCAAGCUCACAUCACGGGCUUGGUGGAGAAUACUGGCUAUGACGUUAGUGUAACGGGGACCACCUGGGCUGGCAGCCUCACCAGACCCCUCACUGCCUUUGUCAUUACAGAAGCUGAGCCAGAAGUUGACAACCUUCUAGUUUCAGAUGCCACUCCAGAUGGUUUCCGUCUGUCCUGGACGGCCGAUGAAGGGAUAUUUGACAGUUUUGUACUCAAAAUCAGAGAUACAAAAAAGCAGUCUGAACCACUGGAAAUAACCCUCCCUUCCCCUGAACGUACCAGGGAUGUGACAGGGCUCAGAGAGGCCACUGCCUACGAAAUUGAACUCUAUGGAAUAAGCAAAGGAAGGCAAUCCCAGCCAGUCAGUGCCAUAGCAACAACAGCCAUGGGCUCUCCAAAGGAAAUCACAUUCUCACACAUCACUGAAAAUUCAGCCACUGUCAGCUGGACAGCACCUACUUCCCAGGUAGAAAGCUUCCGGAUCACCUAUGUGCCCAUGACAGGAGGUGUCCCCUCCAUGGUGACCGUGGAUGGGAGCAAGACUGAGACGAGGCUGGAGAAGCUCAUACCAGGGAUGGAGUACCACGUCAGUGUCAUCGCCAUGAAGGGCUUCGAGGAAAGCGACCCAGUCUCAGGGUCACUCACCACAGCUCUGGAUGGCCCUUCUGGCCUGGUAACAGCCAACGUCACUGACUCAGAAGCCUUGGCCAUGUGGCAGCCAGCCAUUGCGACUGUGGACAGCUAUGUCAUCUCCUACACCGGGGAAAGAGUGCCAGAAAUCACACGCACGGUGUCCGGGAACACGGUAGAGUAUGCUCUGGAGGACCUUGAGCCUGCCACAGAAUAUACACUGAGAAUCUUUGCGGAGAAAGGGCCCCAGAAGAGCCUCACCAUCACUACCAAGUUCACCACAGACCUCGAUUCUCCAAGAGACUUGACGGCUACUGAUAUCCAGUCGGAAACUGCCCUCCUCACCUGGCGACCUCCCCGGGCAUCGGUCACUGGUUACCUCCUGGUCUAUGAAUCUGUGGAUGGUACAACCAAGGAAGUCAUUGUGGGGCCAGACACCACCUCCUAUAGCCUAGGAGACCUGAGCCCAUCUACCCACUACACAGCCAGGAUCCAGGCACUGAGUGGAUCUCUGAGGAGCAAGCUGAUCGAGACCAUCUUUACCACAAUUGGACUCCUGUACCCUUUCCCCAGGGACUGCUCCCAAGCCAUGCUAAAUGGAGACACAACCUCCGGCCUCUACACCAUUUAUCUGAAUGGUGACAAGGCCCAGGCACUGGAAGUGUACUGUGACAUGACUUCUGAUGGAGGUGGAUGGAUUGUGUUCCUGAGACGCAAGAAUGGACGGGAAGACUUCUAUCGCAACUGGAAGGCAUAUGCUGCUGGGUUCGGGGACCGCAGAGAAGAAUUUUGGCUUGGGCUGGACAACCUGAGUAAAAUCACAGCUCAAGGGCAGUAUGAGCUGCGUGUGGACCUGCAAGACCAUGGAGAUACAGCCUAUGCCGUCUACGACAGGUUCAGUGUGGGAGACGCCAAGACGCGUUACAGGCUGAAGGUGGAGGGCUACAGCGGGACAGCAGGGGACUCCAUGGCCUACCACAAUGGCAGGUCCUUCUCGACAUUUGACAAAGACACAGACUCUGCCAUCACCAACUGUGCCCUGUCCUACAAAGGAGCUUUCUGGUAUAAGAACUGUCACCGUGUCAACCUGAUGGGGAGGUACGGAGACAACAACCACAGUCAGGGUGUUAACUGGUUCCACUGGAAGGGACACGAGUACUCGAUUCAGUUUGCUGAGAUGAAGCUAAGACCCAGCAACUUCCGAAAUCUUGAAGGCAGGCGCAAACGGGCAUGAAUUCCAGGGACAACUGGGUGAGCGAGGAGUGGGGCCCAGAGAAAGGAAAAGGAUUUUACCAAAGCAUCCACACAGCCAGUUCAAUCACCAAGCCACACCUGGGCAUUGGGCAAGAGUCAAAACUGGCCUUGGAUCUCAAGACACUGGCACCAGCCACUCUGCGGUUAGAUUCCUUCACACCAAAGACAGCAGUCUGCAACAGGUUUCUAUUUUGUUGUUGGAUUCAGAGGAAAAAAAAAAUCUUCCAGUGAUAACAACAUAAUGGUUUUUACUUCUCUUGGGUGGCUCUGGGAAGGGGGGGGGGUAGGCUACAGUGGUAGUUUGUUUUAGAAGCAGCCAUAUUUUACACAAAGCUGUAUAAUUAAUUAUCAUUAUUUUUGGUAGUGAAGAUAAAACAUGUGUCAUUGGAAGUUGUUCUCCCACCCUCCCCAUUUUUUUUCCUUUUUACAUUUCAUACCGUCAAAAUCAGAAAAGCAAUACUGUUUCCACUGCAAGGAGAUGAUUAAUAUUAUUAAUAUAAUAAUAAUGAUGAUGAUGAAAACUAAGGAUUUUUAAAGAGAUGUUUCUUCCCCCCAAAUACAUCUGAACAGUACCUGAUUGUAUUUUUUUUUAAUAAAAGCACAAGUACUUUUGA